GGGCGAAGAUAUUUCGAGCCCUAAAAAGGAGAGGAGGGAGUGAGAAGUUAGAGCUCGAUUUUUCCGCGGAGGAGAUCGCGGGAUUUUUCCGACGCAACUCGCCCUAGGGUUUGAGCUGCUUCGUCUCCUUCGACGACGACGAAGAAGGAGACGAAGAAGGAGAGGGGAUCUUAGGGGAGAUAUCGAAGAGAUUUGAGGGGAUUUGGGGAUGGGGGAAGGGGUGAAGAGGGGAAAGGAGGAGGAGGAGGAGGUGGUGAUGUUGAUGGAGGAUCCGGCGGCGGCGGCGGAGGAGGAGGAUGUGGAGGUGGUGGAGGAGGGAGAUGGGGUGAUGAGAUUGGAGAGGUUUUUGCUGAAGAUGCCGGUGAGGGUGCUCCUCGUCGAAGGGGACGAUUCGACUCGGCAAAUCAUCGCCGCUCUCCUGAGGAAGUGUAGCUACAGGGUUACUGCAGCCUCAGAUGGCGUGAAGGCGUGGGAGAUGCUGAAGGAAAAAUCUUACUGUAUAGACCUUGUUUUGACUGAAGUAGAUCUUCCCUUGAUGUCCGGAUUUGGUUUACUUUCCAUGAUAAUGGAACAUGAGACCUGCAAAAAUAUUCCCGUUAUAAUGAUGUCUUCACAUGAUUCUGUUAGCAUGGUUUUCAAAUGCAUGCUGAAAGGUGCGUCAGACUUUCUGGUUAAGCCAAUUCGGAAGAACGAACUGAGGAACUUGUGGCAGCAUGUUUGGAGAAGACAAAUCGCAAGUGGCAGGCCUAGUGGUACGCUGGGAUAUCAAGAUGAAAAUCAUGCAAAGCAUGAAAUCGGAGCUGAGUCUAAGAAAGGAAAAGUUUCCAAAGAAAAUGUUGCCUGUAUGCAGGACAAUAAGGAAUGCAGUGACCAAGGGAGUGAUGCUCGAAGCUCUUGUACAAGGUCAGACAUGGAAGCUGAGAGUAGACGUGUUGAAAAUUUCGUGGAGCAUAAGCUAUCUAGUAAUGAGGAUCCCUCUCUGGUGGAUCAGAGCUGCGAAGAGCGUAUUCAAUUAGAUAGCUCUUUGGCAAUGUAUGGGCCUAAAGUUGAAGCUCGAAAGGAGGAUGUGAUGCGAAGCACAUUCCCAGAUCAUAAGGACAACAUAUGUGAGAAGGCUUCUGAAGAAGUUGUUGAUCUAAUUCGAGAGAUUGACAAUCAACCAAAACAUAAGAACACACAAAGAGACGCAUAUUCUAUUCAAAAUACUCAAGAGAAUUGCAUCAAUUUUGCGACAAGCCCCUUCCCUCAUUUAGAGUUGUCUUUGAGAAGAUUUGAGUACAGUAGCGCAAACAAGACGGAGAAUGAUGAAAGGAAUACACUGAACCAUUCCACUUCGUCUGCCUUUUCACUGUACAGUAGCAGGAAUGUAGCAGCUUCAACCAGUGCCAGUGAUGCUCCAGGAUGUAGUGGGACAAAAUCAAAUCCAAAUUUUGAGGAAGCGCAUAAAGUUCAAGAUGGAAAAGUUCAAGAUGGAAAGGCAGUUCGCUGCUCUCCUAUUCGAGUUCUACCCUUUCCUAUUCCAAUUGGAGGCAUCUCCCUCGAUAGCAUGGUUAAUGAUUGUGGCCCUCUUAUGCAGCCCCUAUUUUAUCCCCAUUCAUCUCAUCCUUUCUGGAGUCACUCCCAAUCAAUUUGUCAAGAAGCAACAAUGCCAACAAGUUCAUCAAACCAAUCCGAACCAAAAAAUGUUAACUCUAUACAAGUGGAAGGCAAAGAUAAUCAGAGUGUGAAAAGCCCGGCUCACCAUUCAGUGCAAAUUCAGGAAGAGACCUCACAGCAUUUGGAUGUAGAGAAGCACAUGUCUUCUGCAGCUGUUGAGAGUGGUAGUAGUUUCUGCAAUAGUGGCAGGAACCCCAGUGAAAGUGCAGGGCAAGCCAUCUCAGAAAGUGCAAAUAAUGAGGGUAUAUUUACUCACAAAGAGAAUAAGCUGGCAGAGAUUCAUUGCUUAAGCCCAAGAGAAGUGGCCUUAAACAAAUUCCGAUUGAAAAGGAAAGAUAGAUGCUUUGAGAAAAAGGUCCGGUACCAGAGCAGAAAGAUACUUGCAGAGCAGCGGCCUCGUGUAAAGGGACAAUUCGUUCGUCGGGACCAAGCCUUUGUUCAAUGUAUGGAAGCUGGUAGCCACAGGAGUGAGUCGAUCACUUAAAAACCGAACGGCAAAAAGGAGUUUCGCGCACAAAAGAAAAUCGUAGGUUGAUGUUAUAGUAUUGUAGAAAAGCUAACGAAGCAGAAUCGCAUGGAGUUUGCAUCGUAUCACUUACUUUCCUCUUGAACCUAGUUUUGGUGUGAGAGCUUGUUAUGUAUAAUUUUGACGGGGGUGAUUUGUUGUUGCGGUGUGAUCUUCUAUAUUCUGCAGUAUGUUUGCAGCUUACGACGCUCUAAUUAUACAUUGUGCUGUUGUAAAUUGGUUUUUCUGUUGCUUCUGGUGCUCUUUCUACUAGGCCUAAUUUGCUACCGUGGCAGCAAAAAAUAUCAUUUUUAAAUUAUAGAAGGUUCAAAAAUUUGAGUA
Messenger RNA from Ananas comosus (pineapple), 2503 nucleotides. RefSeq names its product two-component response regulator-like PRR95. The coding region runs from base 209 to 2140 and encodes 643 amino acids. The record is from RefSeq and is a predicted model, not a curated record. Lineage: Eukaryota; Viridiplantae; Streptophyta; Magnoliopsida; Poales; Bromeliaceae. Gene Ontology annotation, biological process: phosphorelay signal transduction system; cytokinin-activated signaling pathway. Gene Ontology annotation, molecular function: protein binding. The transcript is spliced from 8 exons.